AUGAUGGAAGGAAUGGAUGACGAUGCUGGUGGCAGCAGAUCCUUCGAGCAGCAAUCUGCAACCUUCAAACGAGCGGUUCAGUAUUGGCUGGACAAAUCUACGAUUCAUAUUUUGCCAAGGUGGGUAUGCUUCGCAGUGAUAUUUGCCCUCUUUUUCAUUCGAGUCUACCUGCUGCAAGGAUACUUCAUUGUCGCCUACGGAUUGGGAAUCUUCCUCUUGAAUAAUUUCAUUGCUUUCUUGUCUCCACUGGAGGAUCCAGUGGACGAUGGACCCGGUUUGCCAUCCACAAACCGAGAAGCCAAAGAGUAUCGACCGUUCACACGUCGACUUCCCGAGUUCAAGUUUUGGCUGGCAUGUACCCAAGGGACCGGUACCUGUCUUAUGAUGACCUUCUUCUCCAUCUUUGACGUACCCGUCUUUUGGCCCAUCCUAUUGAUGUACUUCUUCGUCCUAUUCUUCAUGACCAUGAGGCGACAAAUUAUGCACAUGUACAGGCAUAGAUACGUGCCAAUCAGUUUUGGCAAAGCAAAGUACAAAGAUGCGGGGGUGGAAAACUCCAUGUAUGGUGGAGGCAUGUCCAAAGGGAAAUAA
Messenger RNA from Seminavis robusta, 591 nucleotides. The record is from the annotation of a GenBank genome assembly. Lineage: Eukaryota; Bacillariophyta; Bacillariophyceae; Naviculales; Naviculaceae.